CCUCAGACACCGGUUAUGCAAAUGAAAAAUGUGAAGUGGGAAAACUGGCCACAUUACAGCUAGCGGUGGAUGUCUGGAAUAGCUGUAUGUGACAAAACAAGGAGGAAUGUGGCGGAAAGGUACGUGUGAAAGGAGCCAUGCCGACUCUGUGGAAGCGGAUCGUGUUCUCUGUAGGCUCCAUACUGAGUAGCGGCUCGGUGGUGCUCCUGGUUGUUGCGCUCUCCACCGAGCGCUGGAUCACUGCGACCCUACUGUGUCAAACCGGGGUCGAUCUGGUGAACGCGUCAAAGCCUGAGCUCGAACAGUUCACUGGAGAUAUUUACUACGGGCUCUUUCAAGGAGGAAAAACACGGAGAUGCGGCCUCGGCAGUCGUCGUUUCAAAAUUUACAUUUUCCCAAAACUGAUUAGAAAGGUCAACGGCGGUCUUCAUAUGAUCAUAAUCUUCUUCCUGUUCUUUGCCAUUGGCUUUGCACUGGUCAGUCUGGCAUUCUGCAUUUACAAUGCCAGAAAAGUGCCUUACCAGUCCAUCAAAGGACCUCUAGGCCUCUACCUCUGGAACCUUAUCGCAGCUCUGUUCGGUUGUCUCGGCUUUGCGUGUUUCAUCGCAGCAGUCCGGUGUCAUCGGUUAACAGAACGUGUAGCAAACUUUCAAGAAAAUCUGUUUAAACUGGUGGUUUUAGAGGAGAACCUGGGAUUCUCAUUUUGGCUCUGCGUUGCCAGCAUCGUCUCACACGGAGCCAAUAUACUGGUGGUUGCUUCAAGCAAAAUUCAUCUGCCCAAAAUACAGACCAAAAAACCAGAGGAACCGACUGCAACAGGAGACGAUUUACUGUACUGA
Molecule: messenger RNA, 839 nt
Organism: Tachysurus vachellii
Lineage: Eukaryota; Metazoa; Chordata; Actinopteri; Siluriformes; Bagridae
Gene: clrn2
Product: clarin 2
Exons: 4
Coding region: 138-839 (233 amino acids)
Source: RefSeq, a predicted model, not a curated record